Molecule: messenger RNA, 5530 nt
Organism: Megalopta genalis
Lineage: Eukaryota; Metazoa; Arthropoda; Insecta; Hymenoptera; Halictidae
Source: RefSeq, a predicted model, not a curated record
CGUAUCAGAAUGAGUACAACAGUAGAAAAUGGAGGCGAUAAUGCUCCAAAGAAGAAAACGAUUGAAGGCAUAUAUCAAAAAAAGUCUCAGUUGGAGCAUAUUUUACUACGUCCUGAUACUUAUAUUGGUUCUGUCGAACCAAUAACAGAAUUGAUGUGGGUUUAUGACAAAGAGAAAGAAUCAAUGGUCCAGAGAGAAAUAAAAUAUGUUCCUGGUCUCUAUAAAAUAUUUGAUGAGAUUUUAGUAAAUGCUGCUGAUAAUAAACAAAGAGAUCCCAAAAUGGAUACAAUUAAAAUUGAGUUAGACCAAGAAAACAAUCUCAUAUCCAUAUGGAAUAAUGGUAAGGGUAUCCCAGUGGUAGUUCAUAAAGAAGAAAACAUGUAUGUUCCUACAAUGAUAUUUGGACAUUUGUUAACAUCAUCUAACUAUGAUGAUGAAGAAGAAAAAGUAACUGGAGGUAGAAACGGCUAUGGUGCCAAAUUGUGUAAUAUUUUCAGUCAUCGUUUUACUGUAGAAACGGCAUCGAAAGAAUACAAGAGAUGUUUAAAACAGACAUGGAGUAAUAACAUGGGAUUUGCAAGUGAACCAAGAAUUAAAGAAUUUGCUGGAGAAGAUUUUACAAAAGUUAUAUUUUCACCAGACUUAACAAAAUUUAAAAUGAAUUCUCUAGAUGAUGACAUAGUUGCUCUUAUGUCUCGAAGAGCUUAUGAUAUAGCUGCCUCUACUAGAGGUGUUAAGGUAUUUCUCAAUGGGACAAGAAUAGCUGUAAAAAGUUUUAAAGAUUAUGUUGAUUUGUAUAUUAAAGGCAAAGAAGAUGAUAUUGGUAAUCCUUUAAAAAUUGUGUAUGAAAAUUGUAGUCCUCGUUGGGAAGUGGCUAUUGCCUUAUCUGACAAGGGUUUCCAGCAAAUGUCCUUUGUAAACAGUAUUGCAACUACUAAGGGUGGGCGGCAUGUAGAUCAUGUUACAGAAUUGAUAGUGAAACAGUUAACAGAGACAUUAAAGAAGAAGAACAAGGCAGGAGUUGCAAUCAAACCAUUUCAAAUAAAAAAUCAUUUAUGGAUUUUUAUCAAUUGUCUCAUUAACAAUCCUACAUUUGAUUCACAAACUAAGGAAAACAUGACAUCACAGCCUAAAAAUUUUGGGUCAAAAUGCACACUUAGUGAUAAAUUUAUAACCGGGGUAACAAAGAUGGGUAUUGUUGAAGCAGUUCUAACUUGGGCAAAAUUUAAGGCUGAUAGUCAACUUCAAAAAUUAGGACCUAAAUCAAAGCAAAGAAAAUUACAAGGAAUACCAAAAUUAGAAGAUGCUAAUGAUGCUGGUACUGGUAGGUCGCUGGAGUGUACACUUAUUUUAACUGAGGGAGAUUCAGCUAAAACCAUGGCUGUAUCUGGGUUAUCUGCCAUAGGUAGAGACAGAUAUGGUAUAUUUCCACUAAGAGGUAAAAUUUUAAAUGUAAGAGAAGCUACACAUAAGCAGAUUUUGGAAAAUGCGGAAAUCAAUAACUUAAUAAAAAUUCUCGGUCUUCAAUAUAAAAAGAAAUAUGAAACCCGAGAUGAUUUAAAAACAUUACGUUAUGGCAAGCUGAUGAUAAUGACAGAUCAGGAUCAGGAUGGUUCCCAUAUCAAAGGCUUAUUAAUUAAUUUUAUUCAUCACAAUUGGCCGUCACUAUUAAAGCUGAACUUUGUGGAAGAAUUUAUUACACCCAUUGUAAAAGCGUCAAAAGGGAGUGAAGUAUUAAGUUUCUUCUCAUUACCAGAAUUUCAAAAAUGGAAGACAGAAACACAUAAUUUUCAUACUUACAAAAUCAAGUACUACAAAGGUUUGGGUACUUCCACUGCUAAAGAAGCAAAGGAGUACUUUCAAAAUAUGUCUAGGCACAGAAUUCUAUUCAAAUAUAAGGGAGAACAAGAUGAUCAGAAUAUUAUUAUGGCUUUCAGUAAAAAAUGUGCUGACCAGCGUAAGGACUGGUUAACGAAUCAUAUGGAUGAAACAAAGAGGAGAAAAGAAAUUGGGCUUGGAGAGCGUUAUCUUUAUGAAAAGGAUACACGUGCUGUGACAUAUUCCGAUUUUAUUAAUGUUGAAUUGGUUUUAUACAGUAACUACGAUAAUGUACGUUCUAUACCUAAUAUGAUCGAUGGCUUUAAACCUGGACAAAGGAAAGUUUUGUAUACAUGUUUAAAACGUAAUGAUAAACGUGAAGUGAAAGUUGCUCAGUUAGCUGGCUCUGUAGCUGAACAUUCAGCGUAUCAUCACGGUGAAAUGUCACUCAUGGCAACAAUUAUUAACCUUGCCCAAAAUUUUGUGGGAAGUAAUAAUAUUAACUUACUCCAGCCCAUUGGUCAGUUUGGUACACGACUUACAGGAGGCAAAGAUGCAGCGAGCCCACGUUAUAUUUUCACAAUGCUUAGUCCGUUGGCAAGAUUUAUAUUUCACAAGCAUGAUGAUGCUUUGCUGAAACAUGAAUAUGAUGAUAAUCAAAAAAUUGAGCCUAUUCACUAUGUGCCAACUAUACCGAUGGUGUUGGUAAAUGGAGCUGAUGGUAUCGGUACUGGUUGGAUGACAAAGAUACCUAACUAUAAUCCUAGAGAGAUCAUUGAAAAUUUGUUUAGAAUGAUGGAUGGUGGUGAUCCAAAACCAAUGAUACCAUAUUACAAAAACUUUAAAGGAGUAAUAGAAAGUUGUGGAGACUAUAGAUAUGUCAUUAAUGGAGAAAUUUCGGUAAUUGGACCAGAUAAAGUUGAAAUUACUGAACUUCCAGUUGGUACUUGGACACAGGCAUAUAAAGAAACCGUUUUGGAACCAAUGUUGCAUGGAACUGAUAAAAUACCAGCUGUUAUUUCAGAUUACAAGGAGUACAAUACAGAUACAUCAGUACAUUUUGUAGUUAUUUUAAACCGUGACAAAUUAGUGGAACUGGAAAAGGAUGGUCUUCACAAAGCUUUCAAAUUGCAGACAACGAUGGCAAUUACAUCUAUGUGUGCAUUUGACCAUAAUCAAUGUCUCCAAAAGUAUGAUAGCGUUGUACAAAUUCUUAAAACCUUUUAUAAUCUACGAAUGGAGAUGUACCAUAAAAGAAAAGAUUAUUUAGAAGGUAUCUUGGAUGCGGAGGCGUCUAAACUUUCGAAUCAAGCCCGAUUUAUUUUAGAAAAAUGUGACGGUACUAUUGUAAUCGAAAAUAAAAAGAAAAAAGAUAUGAUAGCCGAGUUAGUUAAACGAAACUAUCAGUCAGAUCCAGUAAUGGCUUGGAAACUAUCACAAAAUAGAGAAGAAGCAUUGGAAAAUCAAGAAGAGGUAGCUGAAAACAUCGAAGAUGAAUCAGCCCCAACACCUACUGCUUUAGCAAGUGAAAAUUUUGAUUAUCUACUUGGAAUGACAUUGUGGAGUUUGACAAAAGAAAGGAAAGAUGAUUUGUUGCGGCAGAGAGAUGAGAAAAUAGCAGAAUUAAAGAGACUGCAAAGUCGAACGCCUGUAUCUUUAUGGAAAGAGGAUUUAGAAAAUUUGUUAAACGAAUUGAACAAAAUUGAAGAGAAAGAGCGUAAAGAAGAACAGAAGUUGUCUAAAACCAUUAAGAAACCACCAAACAAGUUCUAUUCUCCAGAUACCAUCCGACGAGUAGUUCCUGUAAUCGAUAUUGAAUUAAAGAAAAAAAUUGAAAAAGCUGACAUUAUGUCUAAAGACAAAAAGGAAGGAAUUAAAAAACCAAAGAUAAAGAAAGAAUCUACAGAGGAGAAAGAUGAAUUUGAUGCUAUGAUUGAUGCAAAUGCAAAAUCAUUGGAUGACAGAGUGGGUAGUACAGAAAAGAAAGCAGGAGGCAAGAAAGCAUUGAAACAAACAACAUUACCUUUUAAAGCAAAAGUGAAAAAAGAAAAAUCUGACAAAAAAAGAGACAAAGACUCUGAUAGUAAUGAUGACAUUGAUUUUGGUAGUAUUUCUCCUCCUCCAGAGCCUCGAAAAACAUCCCGUAGAACUACAGCUAAAAAGAACUAUAAUUUCGAUGAAGAAUUGUCAUCUGACAGUGAACCUGGACACCUCAAUGUUCCUUCAGAUUCUGAACAAAAAAUGAAGCCUCCCGCGAUUGUAGAUAGUGAUUCAGAUGACAGUUUUAAAAUAGAUAGAAAAGCAUUACCGUCACAACCAAGCUCAGAGGAAUUAUUCGAUUCUUUAAUUGGUAAUUCUUCUCGCGAAAAACAAAAAAAUAUUGCAUCAUCUAGUGAAGAAUCAAUGUUUUCAUCACCACAGAAAGCACUAAAGAAAAAGACUGAAAACGGAAGUGGGAAAGGUGUGAAAAGACAAUUCAAAACAAAAAUGGGUUCCUCUGAAUCAGAAUCAGAGGAUGCUGCGGUUUCCAAUAAACAACCAAAAAUUGUAUCAAUUAUAUCUUCUAGUGAAGAUUCAUUUUCGACGUUCUCACCUCCUGCAAAAGCACCUGCCAAAAAGAAAACAGAAAAUGGUGGAGGGAAAGGCGUGAAAAGGCAGUUAAAGAAAAAAAUACUUGAUUCAGAUUCAGAUUCAGAAGAUUUUGCGUUCACCAGUAAACAAAAUGUAAAAAAGAAGAAGAAGAAAACAGAUGCACCACAAGACAGUAGUGCCACAGAAACGUCACCACAUCCACCAGCAAGAUCCGGAGGAGGCCGUGUUCGUAAACUUAUUUCAUAUGCUGUAAAAUCAGACGAUGAUGAUGAUUCCAAUUGAACAACUUCAUUCAAGCAAAUGUUCAGUUGAAACAUUAUUCAAAUUGUUAUUAACAAACUUUGUGAUCGUAUUUGAUAUAAAUUUUAAGAAAAUUUUGCCUUGGUUCUUAUCAGGGCAUUAGUAAUUUUAUAUAACACUGUACAUAUAUGCACUAGAAAUUAACUUUCAUUAUUGUAAUGAUUAAGUGUAAGGUAAACGUUUCAUUUCGUGUACAUGCAAUAAGUGUUUUCAGAACACAUAAAACUAAUUAUAUUUGGAUCGAAGAAAGAAUUGAUGUAAUCAAUAAAAAUGUUUUACGAAUGACUAUCAUUCGUAAAUUGGUCCAUAAACAUCCAUGACGUCUCGUAUAAUGUGGUGAUGGCAAUAGAAAAUUAUUUAUGUAUUUUAAUUGAACAGAAAAUUUAUUUAGAAUUAUAAUAUUGUAAGAUUCAUUCGACACUGUUAUGUUUCUGUAAUUAAAUCAAAACCAACUUAACUUCAUGUAGUUCUGAUAAUCUUUCUAUCAUAUUUGAACUUGCCAUUUAUUUUCCAUAUCGAGAUAAGAAGAGAAUACAACACUUCUAAAAAUGAAUAACAAGAAACUUUAAAAUCGAUCUGUUCUUCGGUGUAACUAUAAUCAUGAUACAAUUAUCAUUUUUUAAUUAAUAGUAUUAAUUGAUACAAGAUGUAUUCUGGCAAAUAUUAGAUGUUCUAUGUAGAUCUAGUAACUAUGCGUAGAAAUUUGUCUGUACAAUUUUUUAUUUAUCUCUAGUUUUUUAUCUUUGUAAUUUUGUAGAUGUAAUGAUAACAAACUAUGUGGUUUCGUCAGGAAUUGAAUACUACGCGAUAUUAAACUGCA